GCAGUGGCGAAUCCAAACUGAUUUCUCAUUGGGUGCACACAGUGUAAAUUUACCAGUGACAAUAUGUGCAUAUAUGAAAUUAGGCUGAGAAACACACUAAUUUUUGAAAAUAUUAUGGGUGGUGCAUGUGCACACCUCUGAUCUCCUUACUAUCGCCCCUGUAUAUAUGUGCAGGGGUGAAUCUAAAUGAUUUUUUAGUAGUGCGCAAAUCGUAAGAGAAAUGAUAAUAGGGAAAAUGAGAAUAUGAUUAUGGGAUAAUAGGGAGGUAGAAUGAGAUUUGUGUUAUCUUAUUUAGAAAAUAUGGAUAAAACGGUGGUAUUAAAUAUUGAUAUCAUAACUUGACUGGGCGUGUGUAUACUCCCAUAUCUAACAUGUUAGAUUUGCUCCUGUAGUUAUUUAUGUGUGAGUGUGUAUGAGUUGGAUAGAAACAAAAGAAAAACAGUAUAGCCGAGUUUCAAAAUUUUAAACGUAUUCUCUCUAGCUUUUUUUUUUUUUGUUCAAACGUAUUCUCUCUAGCUACUCUUCAAUUUCUAGUAACUAAAAUGAAAUUUUAAAAAAAUCUUGAUAUAUAAGCUACUAACCUGACAAUUUCCAACACAUGAGUUUAGACUCGAAUACUUCAGUAGCACUAAAAUGAUGCCAUCUAACAUGAACAUCGUUCUUUUUUUGCUAAAAAUUAUUAGUAUAAUUUUGCUUAAAACUCAAAGGUACGUUACUUUUAUAAUACAACCAAUCGAAAAUAAUAAUGAUAAUACAACCAAUGGUAAUAGUAUUGAAUGUCAAAAUUUGACUGAAUGCAUGUACCACAAAUCUAACAUGCUAGUAUAUAUAUAUGACCGUGUAUAUGAGUUGUAGAUAAAACAAAAGAAACAAUAUUGAUGAAAGUUUCUAAAUUUUAAACUCUCUAACUUUAUAAAUUUUUAGUAACCAAAAUGUAACAAAAAUCUUGAUUAUGCAAGCUAAUUUAACAAUUUCCAAAUGUUAUGACACAUUGGAUUUGGACUCGAAUACACCAGUAGUAUCGGCCCUAAUCUAAAACUGGGGAAACACCAGCUUUAGACGCCAAAUUAACCUAUAUAUUUAUGGGCAUAAAAAAUCUUAAAACAUGCAUGUAUCCUAGUGGUUUCUUAGUUCGAAGCACAGGAGGCACCGAUUUUGCUUUAAUAAUCUAAACUGGACCGGGUCUUGGUAACACGACACCAUCCAAAUAUUGAAUAUCAAAAUUUGAGUGGGUUGCAUGCAGGGGAGGAUCCACCUUUUGAAAAGGUGUGGCAAGUGCCACAUACUAAAUUAUAAAAAGCUCCGGUAAAAAUACAUACAAACGUUGUCAGCUCUAAUGGUUUGAAUGACUCAAGAAUGCUCCAUGCAACCCAGCUCUAAUGGUUUGAAUGACUUAAGAGUGCUCCAUGCAAACCAUGUUCGAAUCUCUUGAACUCCUUUUUCUUCAAAUUUUUGUACAUUUUAUUUUAUUUUAGUCACAUUUUUAUAAAAUAAGUCUUCCUUUCUCCUUUGUUUUUUCUUUUUGCUAUCUAAUGAAAAAUAUUUGUUUUCUUCCUUUACUUUAAUAUUAGUUUUACCUUUUCAACAAUAUAAAUUAUUUUAUUUAAGUUUUAAUUUAAAAAUUAUUUUUAUCAAUUUUCUUUUUAAUAAUUAUAUUAAAAUAACUAAUAAAAAGUAUUUAACAUAACAAAUAUGUACAUGUUUACCUUAUAAUUGACUCAAAUUUUUUAAAGUAUUUUUUUUUUAAAUAUUCUUUAAAAUUAUAAUUUAAAGAAUAAUUCAGUCUAUUAAUAUAUAAUUAAAGUUUAAAUAAAUAUAUAUUAUAAAUUUUUAUAAAUAAAUAAAUAUAUAUUGUGUCUCAUAUUAAAUUAUUUUCUAGAUCCGCUCAUGUUCCCAUGCAUAUUGAUAGAUUGUUGUGCACACAGAAAAAAAGAUUUGCUCAUGAAUGUGUGUUACAAGUUGUAGAUUAAGAAAAAGAAAAAGAAAAAACAAACAAAUUGUAGAAGAUCGAAAUUUUUAACUUGUUCUCACUACUCUUAAACAUCUACUAACCAAAAUGUAAAAGAAACUUUGAUUUUACUAUGUUUGACACAUUGGAUUUAGACUUGAAUACUUCAGUAGCAUUGAAACGAUAUCAUCUAACAUGAACACUCCUUUUUUGCUAAAAAGUAUAUGCUUAAAAUUCUAUAAGUCAAAUGCACGUCACAAAUGUCAUACAACCAAUGGUAUAUAACUUGUGGUUUGUUUUUUUAUUCGAUUUACAGCUAAUUGCACCUUGGAAAAUAUGAAUUAAUUCCCUUUUUAGGAAUCACAAGAAUAUAAUGGAAUACAACAAAAUAAGACAUAUUUUGGAAAAUAACAAGAAUGAUUAGUUACUAUAUGCAUAAAUAUUUAUUCUAAGCAUAGACCAGUGGAAAGAAAUAAAUUUGUUAAUAAGAAACAUUUUUUUGUUGAAAUGACUAUAAUAAGCAUAUUACAGUAAAGAAGAGUGUAUCUUGUAAAAAGAAGAAAAGUGAUUUACCAUCUAUAACCCUAGGGAAGAGAAGACCAACCCUCUCUCUUUAUUCUUAUAUAUAUAUUUUCUUUUCUUUGCCUUGAUUUUCAUCCUUUUAUGUAGGUGGAGAUGGAGUUAGCAACCACCGAAAUGUCUAGAGGAAGCAACAGUUGUGACAAUAAGAAAACCGAAGGUCAUCGGAAAGGUCUCUGGAAACCUUUCGAAGACGACAAGCUCAAGCAACUCGUGGAACAAUAUGGUCCCCAUAACUGGAACAACAUUGGUCAACUUUUGUCUGGAAGAACAGGGCAAAGCUGUAGACAGAGAUGGUGCAAUCAACUUGCUCCAAACAUCAACAAGGGACCUUUCACUAAGGAGGAAGAAGAGAGGCUUUUGGAAGCUCAUCGGAUCCAUGGCAGUCGUUGGGCCUACAUAGCGAAGCUGUUCCCCGGGAGGACUGAUAACGCUCUCAAGAACCAUUACCGUGUCACCAUGAAGAGACGCAAACGUAUAGGCUUAUCUUCAACGCCCACUUCUCCGUUCAACCAAAUUCGGAGCCCUAUCUUUCCUCUUCCAAGGCUAAGUGAUAACCUAUACCCGUUUCAGAGGUAUCAGAUGCACAACAGUCGCGGUCCCUGGCCUUACACUUCUGCUUCAGCGCCUACGAGUGAUCAAUUUGGAUCUUCAUGGAUCUCGAAUGCACAACAAGAAACUGAUCUUUAUAGGAGAAAGUCGAACGAGUUGGUGGAUCAUCAGGCAGCUACACCAGAUCAUGAGAAGAACUCAUCAGGAGAAGAUGGAACAUCCAUGAUAGAUCAUGGUGAAAAGAGAGAUGUUCCUUUCUUUGAUUUUCUUGGAGUUGGAUUAGAUUCUUAGAUAUAAUAAUCACAACUCAGUGACUGUAAGCGUAUCUAUCAUUAGGGUUAUGUAUUAUAUUCCGCAUUUUGCUUCCUGAAAACCUUUUAUGGAUCUUCUAUCAAUCUCAUGUUUUCUAUCCAUUCAUAUAUAUAUUAUUUAAGUGUAUACAUAUAUGUAUCUAUGUAUUUGUAUCACAUGCACUUGAAUUGGUACAUACGAAUACAUAUAUGUGUCCGCGUCUUUAUCGUCAGUUUGAUACAUGGUCUGAUGUUUCGUACAGACACAUGUAACAAAUCUGUACUUUUGAUUUAUAUGGCGUCCUGAUUGAUACACAAGGAGAUGCAAGUCUACUAAGUGUAGAUGAUAGAUAAUCAUUGUGUAAUCAUAACCAAAUUUGGUGUUAUU
Molecule: messenger RNA, 3757 nt
Organism: Brassica rapa (field mustard)
Lineage: Eukaryota; Viridiplantae; Streptophyta; Magnoliopsida; Brassicales; Brassicaceae
Product: transcription factor MYB54
Biological process (GO): regulation of DNA-templated transcription
Cellular component (GO): nucleus
Molecular function (GO): DNA-binding transcription factor activity, RNA polymerase II-specific; RNA polymerase II cis-regulatory region sequence-specific DNA binding
Source: RefSeq, a predicted model, not a curated record